This is a messenger RNA of Lutra lutra (Eurasian river otter), 2228 nucleotides long. It is a transcript of the gene NUBPL, whose product is annotated as NUBP iron-sulfur cluster assembly factor, mitochondrial. The transcript is spliced from 12 exons. Gene Ontology annotation, biological process: mitochondrial respiratory chain complex I assembly; iron-sulfur cluster assembly. Gene Ontology annotation, cellular component: mitochondrion. Lineage: Eukaryota; Metazoa; Chordata; Mammalia; Carnivora; Mustelidae. Bases 36 to 1037 code for a protein of 333 amino acids. The record is from RefSeq and is a predicted model, not a curated record. Gene Ontology annotation, molecular function: ATP binding; 4 iron, 4 sulfur cluster binding; ATP-dependent FeS chaperone activity.
GUUUCCGGGUUGGGCUUAAAGCCGUGUUCCACGCUAUGGGGUUUUGGCGGCGUUUGUUGAGUUUUGGCUGGGUAUCGCUUCGGGGGGGUGGCGGGACAGGUGUCCCGCGUGGGGGAAGCCGAGUGUUGGUUUGUCGGCGCCAGUUAUCUGGUGCUGACAAUGAGACCUUAAAACAAAGAAGAAUGCAAAUCAUGUCCCGAGGACUUCCAAAGCAGAAACCAAUAGAAGGUGUAAAGCAAGUUAUAGUUGUGGCUUCUGGAAAAGGUGGAGUUGGAAAGUCUACUACAGCAGUGAACCUUGCACUUGCACUAGCAGCGAAUGAUUCGUCAAAGGCUGUUGGUUUGCUAGAUGUGGAUGUGUAUGGCCCUUCAAUUCCAAAGAUGAUGAAUUUGAAAGGAAGUCCAGAAUUAUCACAGAGAAAUCUAAUGAGGCCUCUUUUGAAUUAUGGUAUUGCUUGUAUGUCUAUGGGCUUCCUGGUUGAAGAGACUGCACCAGUUGUUUGGAGAGGCCUUAUGGUAAUGUCAGCUAUUGAGAAACUAUUGAGGCAGAGAAGGACAAACAAAGAUCAUGGCACUGGGGAAGAGCAGAGAGUAGAUUGGGGCCAACUCAACUAUUUAGUUGUUGACAUGCCACCAGGAACUGGAGAUGUGCAGUUAUCAGUCACACAGAAUAUUCCCAUUUCAGGUGCUGUGAUUGUCUCUACACCCCAGGACAUUGCACUGAUGGAUGCACGCAAGGGUGCUGAGAUGUUUCGAAAAGUCCAUGUGCCUAUCCUGGGCCUUGUCCAAAAUAUGAGUGUUUUCCAGUGUCCAAAAUGUAAACAUAGGACUCAUAUUUUUGGUGCUGAUGGUGCAAGAAGACUAGCACGGACUCUUGAUCUUGAUGUUCUAGGAGACAUUCCCUUACAUCUUAAUAUAAGGGAAACUUCAGAUACAGGCCAGCCGAUUGUGUUUUCACAACCUGAAAGUGAUGAGGCCAAAGCUUACCUGAGGAUUGCUGCAGAAGUGGUAAAAAGAUUGCCACCACCUCUAGAGUGAGUUCCCCAAGUGGUCUGGAAAUUUGCCUGGUGCUUAACAAUAAGAAGACUUCCGGAAAUCAGCGGUGUGGUGAUGAAACGUACAGGAAUUCUAGCGAUCAUAAUUGUUUUCUUGUAUUUCUAAGGAAAUGAUGUCUUAUUUUCAGAUUUAAUUUGCUAAGCAGUGACUCACAAAUAAAAUUUUUAUAUAUCAAUGCUAACUGCUACAUUUAAGGAAUUUUUCUGAAAGCUAAUGUGUACCAACUGCACAGAACUGCGUUUUAUUUUAAUGAACUACCCCUAGGGGAAUCAUGAGUUUGUGUUAGAAGCCCAGCCUUCCAUUCAGGAAAGAACGGUGCUCUUUUUGUGGGACUACAGAGUUAGUCAUUUAAAAGAUUUACUAAAUUUGUGUGCUGAUAUGACUAUGAUGCUCUCCAUCAGUCAGUUGGGUCUAGAUUUAAAUUUUGCCUUGGGCUAUCUUGGAUACAUUCUUAAUAUAAAUAAACCUCUGUUUCAUCUGGACCAGGCUUUACCCUAGACUUACUAAAUAUAAUCUGCAGGGGUGGACCUGAACAUGUAUUAUUUUUUAACAAGAUUAUAAUGAUUUUGAUGAUCUGAUUAUGAUGGAAAUAGAAUAAUGGGAAACAAUUUAUCAAGUGUUUUCUUGUCAUUAGAGUUAAUCUUCCAUUCAUAUGAGUGAGGUACUAUUGUUAUCUCCACAGUAUAGAGGAGAAAACAGGUAUGGGUGUGUUAAGUGUCUUGCUAAAGGUUACUAUUCCAGCAAGCGAUGGAGCUGGAAUUUCAACUUGGGCAGUGGGAUAUUGGAUCCUUCCUUUUUUACACCAAGGAGCAUAUAUUUAUUUCAAAAGAGAAGUGUAUUCAGCAUUUCCUCAAACUUACUGGACUGUGAAAAUCUCCCUUGUCCCCUUUUAGGAGCAUUUCAUGGAGUUUCUGUUUCAAAUGCUAUGCUUUGAAAAACAUUUAUUUUUCUAAUGGAGGCUCAGAGAAAUUCAGGGGGCUUCCCAAGGUCAGGUAGCAAGAUAGUUACAAAGUUGCAAGUACUGAUAAGAAUCAUUGGUUGAUGAAGAACGAGUCUAUGAUCUUUGGCAAAUACCUUUACAUCUUUUGCUUUGCCUCUGGCUUAAAUAGCCAGAAAAUUAGGCAAAGAGUUACAUGUCAUUAUAAACAUGUUUUCACACACUUAUAUUCACAU